UAACAGAAGCGUAACAGCGAAAUGAAAAGUAAUUUGAGUGAUUGUUUGUAACCAAUAUACUAAAAUUUUCUCUGGUUUCUAUUUGACUGAAGCCAUUUUAAUUUGAUUAUAGAAAACAUUUUGUAAAAAAAAACAUUCCACCAAAAUGAUGCAAUUUAUGCUGUUGUUUAGUCGGCAAGGGAAGUUGCGUUUGCAGAAAUGGUAUGUUGCACAUCCAGAUAAACUCAAGAAGAAAAUAACGAGAGAACUUGUCACAACAAUUUUAUCAAGAAAACCGAAAAUGUGUUCGUUUCUGGAAUGGAAAGACUUAAAAGUAGUUUACAAGAGGUAUGCAAGUUUAUAUUUUUGCUGUGCUGUAGAACAGUGCGACAAUGAGUUAUUAACUUUGGAAAUCAUUCAUCGCUAUGUGGAGUUACUGGAUAAAUACUUUGGAAGUGUUUGUGAACUAGAUAUUAUAUUCAAUUUCGAAAAGGCUUAUUUUAUUCUUGAUGAAUUGUUGCUUGGUGGUGAAGUUCAGGAAACAAGUAAAAAGAAUGUUUUGAAAGCUAUAGCAGCUCAGGAUUUGCUCCAAGAGGAGGAGACACCCCAAGGAUUUUUUGAAGAUCAUGGUCUGGGUUAAGUUUACAAAGCAUGUGGUCUUAUCAACCAGUUGAAACAGUUUACUUAGCAAGAAAACCAUAAAGGAGUGACAAGAUUAGAAAAAAAUAUUGUAAGAAACACUGUUAUGUGUUCUCUAGGUAUGUCAUGCAACACUGUCUGCUUACAAAUAACUUAUUGAUUUCAAAUUUCUAUAUUUAUCUACUGUCAAAAAAUGCUGACUUGAACCUGUUAAAUAUCUUUGCAGAGACCAUAUAAAGUGUUAAGGAAAUAUUAUUGUAAAAAUUUGUUAAAACAUAUUUUAAUAAAAUUUGUUAAAUGA
Messenger RNA from Argiope bruennichi, 919 nucleotides. RefSeq names its product AP-1 complex subunit sigma-2-like (gene AP-1sigma). Lineage: Eukaryota; Metazoa; Arthropoda; Arachnida; Araneae; Araneidae. Gene Ontology annotation, cellular component: AP-1 adaptor complex; membrane coat; intracellular membrane-bounded organelle. Gene Ontology annotation, molecular function: clathrin-cargo adaptor activity. The record is from RefSeq and is a predicted model, not a curated record. The coding region runs from base 146 to 619 and encodes 157 amino acids. Gene Ontology annotation, biological process: vesicle-mediated transport; intracellular protein transport. The transcript is spliced from 5 exons.